Messenger RNA from Scylla paramamosain (green mud crab), 1550 nucleotides. RefSeq names its product perlucin-like. The transcript is spliced from 4 exons. Gene Ontology annotation, molecular function: carbohydrate binding. Bases 925 to 1410 code for a protein of 161 amino acids. Gene Ontology annotation, cellular component: external side of plasma membrane. Lineage: Eukaryota; Metazoa; Arthropoda; Malacostraca; Decapoda; Portunidae. The record is from RefSeq and is a predicted model, not a curated record. Gene Ontology annotation, biological process: biological process involved in interspecies interaction between organisms.
CACACCUCCCAGCAGCGCUCUGGUCGCUCUCUCUACUGCACCCUCAUUACAACACCAUGUCCCAUAUUCUGAAACAUUUCGGAACCACACCUCGAUUACUUUUAAAAGACUCUAGCUGAAGUUACAUGGGUAUUUAAAAAUGUUUUUAAAGGUUCAAGUGGCAUAUUAACUAUUUUUACAUUAUUCACGGGAAGACACUCUUGGGAACUCGGCUAAUUAUUAUCUAUGUGGUCUUCAAAAGUAAUCGUGGUGAGAGCAAAGAGUUCCAGAAUAGGGGCCCUGACUCCUGAUGUGUGAAAAAAAAAACUAAGACGUAAGUAGAAUAUAUUAGAAGUAAUGGAAUGUAUGUAUCUCACCAUUUCCUAAGCUAAAAUACCAAAACGCGGAUAUCAAAACGAAUCCCUAUUUUUAAAAAAAUUUUGGGCUACAGAGGUGACAAGUCGGGUUCUCGUGAAUGUUUUGCCAUUGAUGAUGCAGAAUCGUAAAUCUUCAAUAAACUAUCACCAUAACCAUGGAAACACCCCUGAUCGAGGGCCACCGAGAGAACUGAAAUGCCAGCGCAGGAAUAGUUUAAGGCCUCCACCCCUGCAGCCAGCAGGUAAAGGUAGAGAUGGGAGGGCCCCCACCCCAAAGAUCUAAUGGGCCCCCCCAAAGACUCCAUUGGCCCCGGGGCAAUGCUCCGGCUGACCCCCCUUUUCUCGGUGGGCCUGCACCUGAAUACACCAGUAACUUCAAUUGUAGAUUGCUGGAAGAUAAGAACGUGUCCUCCUAUUCCACUCUUCAAAUUAAGCCUCGUCACCCAGUAUUGCGUCAGAGGCAGAGGGUGGUGGUAACAGUGGAAGUUGUGUAAUAUUAGGCUGUAUAAAUGGCACAGGGGAACUGCAUCUUCCCUACUCACUUGACAGCCAAAGAGAAGGAAGCACCAUGGGCGUUCAAACAGUAGUCGUGGCUUUGCUCUCUCUCGCAGCUGCAGGAGUCCACGGGUGCUCUCCGGGCUUUCACGACAUCAGAGGACAAUGCUUCGCCUUCCGCUCCGAGCUGACGGUAACGUGGGAGGAGGCAAGGGACCUGUGUACCCAGAUGGGUUCUAAUACUGUCCUGGCAUCCGUGAAGUCACCUGACAUUCACAGAGACAUCUACGAGUACAUCAUUGCAUACGGUCUGGGCGGGUCUUUCUGGCUGGGCGCCUCUGACGUGGCUGUGGAAGGCGACUGGCACUGGAUGGACGGGAGCCGUGUUGCCCGUAGGACGCCUUACUGGGCCAUCCAUAGCAGCUUCACGGGUUGGAUUCAGGAACCCGAUGGUGGCGCUGAGGAGAACUGCCUAGCGCUUGACUCCUCGAUGAAAUACUACUUCAACGAUCUUUCCUGCAGCCUCUUACACCACGCCGUGUGCGAGGAACGCCUGUAGACGUCACCUCCCUUUAGCCCUGCAGAAACUGGAACACCGCGUUUAUUCUGUAAAGAAGAAAGACUGUGAUAGUUCAGUGGGUGACUUACCACUGAUCUUGUUUGAUGAUGAACUGUUUACAAUAAAUUAUUCUUCCUUCA